This is a messenger RNA of Myxocyprinus asiaticus (Chinese sucker), 7865 nucleotides long. Its product is annotated as activating molecule in BECN1-regulated autophagy protein 1A-like. Lineage: Eukaryota; Metazoa; Chordata; Actinopteri; Cypriniformes; Catostomidae. The record is from RefSeq and is a predicted model, not a curated record. Gene Ontology annotation, cellular component: intracellular membrane-bounded organelle. The coding region runs from base 1637 to 5743 and encodes 1368 amino acids. Gene Ontology annotation, molecular function: protein binding. The transcript is spliced from 19 exons. Gene Ontology annotation, biological process: autophagy.
CCAAUAUGAUUCACCUGAAAAUCUUCCCAAACAGAGAACAAGUUUUCAAGGAAUGUUUUCAAUUAUAGCCAUGUUACAGAAUCAUGCUUAAGAAGAGAAGGGCUCCGUCCCAGUACCCUCUAGGGUUGCAACGGUAUGAUAACCGUGUCAGAAAAUAUCACGGUAUCAUGGUAUACGGUAUUACACAAUUAUUAUUAUCAGUUACAAUGACCCUUAAAGGAGUGAAAACAGAAGUUUUUUUUUUUUUUUGUGGUUGAACCAACACUUUAUUAUAAUUGAAACUUGAAACUAUUUUUUUUUAUUAUUGAAGUAUGUGUAAAAAAAAAAUAAAAAUAAAAAGUCUCCCUUUUGAAAAUAAAUAGAAUAAUAAAGCUAACAGAAUUAUAAUAAUAAACCGAAUUAUAAACAUGAUAAAAAAACAGCAUGUAACUAUAACAUGUUAUAUAACUAAAGCAUGUUAGUUUACAUGUUAGCAUAGCAUGUUAAAUUAACUACUAAAUGAAAAAUAACAUCAGCUGUGUGAGCUUUUAAAGUAAUGUCCUAUGAUUAUUAAUAAUUAACAUAUACUGUAGGUGCAGGACAGUGCAGCCAGACUGCUCCUGUCUGUAACUUUAACUCAGUGGUUCUCAACUGGUUUUGCUUCAGGACCCAGAAUUUACAUCGGAAAUUAAGUGUAAAAACGUAACCUGUAUUUAAUGUAUCCGGGGUCGCAUUUCCUUUUAUGUUGCAUAGUUUUGUUCAUGGUUUUCAUGUACAAGGACAUGCAUCAAGUGACAUUAUUUUUGUUGUUGAUGUCAACAACAAAAUCUACAGGAAGUUUUCUCUCCCCCCUUUUAAAUAUUUAAGAACAUAUUUAAUUAUAUGAGCCCAUUAUUAUCCCGUUUGUUUCCUUAUUUCAAACAUCAUUCAAACAGAACAUACAUAUUACACAGGAGGAAAGGCUCCUCAUUACCAUGGCUAGGUAAGUGUAGCUAGUCUUAAUAGUAAUAAUAAUAACAAAUUAUAGUUUAUAUAAUUUUUGAUGUUGCUGUUGAUAUAAAAUGAGGUCUAAUAGAUUCUACCUUUAGAUUAUUUCAUAUGAAACGAUAACAUUUUGUCAAAAUAUAAGAGUUACUUUUACUCAUGUAAAAUUGUGAAACAAUUUUGUAAAGGUGAUUAUGUGUAAUGAUUUAAUUUUAUUUUUUGGUGCAUAGCACCGUGUUUCUCUUUUCCUCCUCUGUGCUGUUUGGCAUGUCAGGGCUGCCUGUUGUUUGAGAGGUUCGACUUGACUUCCUCCGUAACGCUUUAAACUAGAAAAGUCUCACUAGAAUUGAAAUUGGUCACAUCAGUUUUGAGGUCUGCGCUCCGCAAAUCGAGGGAAGCCCGGUUGUUGCACACGUGUGCCAGAGAGAAGAGCAAAUCAUUAGAGCGAACUGGCACCGUUACACUCGUGCGAAAGUGCAGAAGAGAAACCUUUAGCUGAUUGUGAGAUUAUCAUUAAAUUAGUUGACAAGUCUGACAGUCAGUCGAGGAGGAAAGCAGAUGUGCAUGCACAGAAAGAUGGCUUGGCACUAGCAGUGGUUGUCCAGUGUGUGUGAGCCGGUUGACGGCUCUGGGUCUGGUGUGAGAGAGACAGAGUGAGGAAGAGUGUGUGGAGAUGAAGGUGGGACAGAAGAACUCUGUGUGUAUCCUGUCUAGUCGAGAGUGGGGAGUACAAGGCCUCGGCUCACACAGGAUCCUACAACAGCUUGUGGAGGAAAAAACACAGCGCAUGAAAUGGCAGAGUCAGAAAGUGGAGUUACCAGACAGCCCCCGCUCGACCUUUCUAUUGGCCUUCAGUCCAGACAGUUCUUUAAUGGCUUCCACUCAUGUGAACCACAACAUAUAUAUCACAGAGGUUAAGACGGGGAGGUGCAUUCACGCUCUUGUGGGUCACCGCCGUACGCCCUGGUGCCUGACCUUUCACCCUAGCAUUCCUGGUCUCAUUGCCUCUGGCUGCCUGGAUGGAGAGGUCAGAAUCUGGGACCUGCAUGGUGGCAGUGAGAGCUGGUUUACAGAGAGUAACUCAGCAAUCGCAUCUCUUGCUUUCCAUCCUACGGCUCAACUGCUGCUCAUUGCCACCAACAAUGAGCUGCACCUAUGGGACUGGAGUCGGAGAGAGCCCUUCGCUGUGGUGAAGACCGCGAGCGAGACAGAGAGAGUUAGGUUAGUGCGAUUUGAUCCAUUGGGUCACUAUCUUCUGACUGCCAUUGUAAACCCUUCAAAUCAGCAGCAGAAUGAUGAUGAUCCUGAAAUUCCGAUGGAUAGUGUGGAGAUGCCUCAUUAUCGUCAGCGUUCCUUCCUGCAGUCCCAGCCUGUAAGGCGCACUCCCAUCUUGCACAAUUUCUUGCACAUUCUCACUUCACGUAACUCUGCACCUCAGGCCGGAGGCACUCUCCCUGCUAGAUCUGAUGAGGCCUCCGAUUCAUCAGGCCUCUCUUCUGGACGUUACACUGGUUUGAGGGAUCGUUCCCGGCUGUCAUACUAUGGCUGCGUUCGGCCACUUGGAAUGGUGUGUUUCUGCAGCCAUUGCUCAGCAACUAGGCCUCCAUUGCCACCUGAUGAUGACCCUUCAAACUCCAACUCCCUUGAGGGACAACCACAUGCAUCUACUUUUUCUUCUGCACGCACAGAGCCACGGUUACCACGGUUGCCAACUGAGUCUCGUCCUGCUAAUUGGCCUUCAGCAUUCAGCUGCAUGUAUGGUGGCGUGAACAAUUUACGGAACCUAUCUUCCAGCUAUGGGAGGAGGGGCGUGGCCAGAAUGGCACCCAACCCAAAUUGCCGGCAGCAGCCACUAGACAGGGAAGGUGGCGAGCAUCUCCCUGGGGCAGACUGGACAGGAAGUGUGUUUAAUGGACGAGGCGGUAGCAUGCCUCCUCCCAGAACCAGUGCUUCCUCCGUUGGUCUGCACUCUGUCCUGCGACCGCACAUGACUUCCAAUCAAUCAUCUGUUUACACCUCUGCUAGUAAUGGAUGGGGCUUUACUUCACCAGGGACAGGGGCUCACAACAGUAGCAGCUCAUCAGGGGCUAGCUCCAGCAGACACUGCCCGCCAAGGGAAGAGGGGCAUGGCAACCCUGCUUCCAUCCGCAAUGUUCUGCAAUGUAAUCUUAACCGCUAUUUUAUGGAGUAUGAGCGCAUGCAGGACCUAGUACAACCUCUAGAAGGCAUUCAUGGGGAGCGCAGCAGUCAGGAACAGCAGACUCAGGAAAUGCUGAAUAACAACAUGGAUCCAGAGCAACCAGGCCCAUCUCAUUACCAGCUAUCUUACAGUGGCGAAAACCCCUCCCGCAGUCAUCUGAACCACUGUAGAGUCUGCCACAACCUCUUCACCUACAAUCAGGGUACUCGGCGUUGGGAGAGAACCAGUCAGCCCGCAUCUGGUGAGGGAACCACAACUUUGCAACCUACUAGACCUACCUUCCACAGCUCGGCCUCAACCUCUCAGUCUGAUCUUCACCUCCCUGAGCCCAGCGCAGGUGUCCCUGAACCUGACAUACACUUUUCCCGCAGCACUGUUACUGAUCAGCAUGAGGAGCAGUCGGCUGGGUUGGUCUUCAACCAGCAAACUGGCCAGUUGGAGCGUGUUUACAGGCAGUCUGCCUCCUCUAGCUCAACGAAUUUAUCACAAGAUGCCUUAAACCAGGAAAUGCCUGAAGACACACCAGAUGAUGAUUACCUACGCAGGAGGCUGCUAGAGACAUCCCUGAUGUCUCUUUCUCGUUAUGACAUCUCUGGAUCACGGGACCACCCUAUCUAUCCUGACCCUGCCAGGUUGUCUCCUGCAGCAUAUUAUGCACAGCGUAUGAUCCAGUAUCUGUCUCGGCGUGAUGGCAUUCGGCAGCGCUCUCUCCGUCACCCCAGCAGACCCCGACCCCUCUCCUCUAAUCCAGACAGCCUCUCCCCUGGCCCCGCCCCCAGCGUAGAGAACAGCGAGGUUGAAUUUGAAGAGUUCGAGGACAAUGGAAGCAGACAUUGGGCUCCCCGUAAUGCACGUAUGUCUGCCCCCUCCCUUGGUCGCUUUGUCCCCAGACGGUUCCUCCUGCCUGAGUUUUUGCCAUAUGCUGGAAUCUUCCAUGAGAGAGGGCAGCCAGGCCUGGCAACACACUCAUCAGUCAAUAGAGUCCUUGCAGGUGCUGUUAUUGGGGAUGGUCAAUCUGCAGUGGCCAGCAACAUCGCGAACACAACCUAUCGUCUGCAGUGGUGGGACUUCACCAAAUUCGACUUGCCUGAGAUCAGUAAUGCUUCUGUAAACGUGUUGGUGCCCAACUGUAAGAUCUAUAAUGACGCUAGCUGUGACAUCUCAGCAGACGGACAGCUGCUGGCUGUAUUUAUUCCAAGCAGUCAGAGGGGUUUCCCUGAUGAGGGGAUCUUGGCUGUGUACUCCCUCGCUCCACACAACUUAGGAGAGAUGCUCUACACCAAGAGAUUUGGUCCGAAUGCUAUCUCUGUCAGCUUGUCUCCGAUGGGUCGGUACGUGAUGGUGGGUCUGGCGUCUCGCCGUAUCCUGCUGCACCAGAUCAAUGAUCACAUGGUGGCACAGGUCUUUAGACUGCAGCAGCCCCACGUUGGAGAGACGUCUAUGAGGAGGGUGUUUGAUGUAGUAUAUCCAAUGGCCUCAGACCAGCGGAGGCACGUCAGUAUUAAUUCUGCUCGUUGGCUGCCAGAACCAGGGCUUGGACUUGCUUAUGGAACCAACAAAGGAGAUUUGAUCAUCUGCAGACCUGUUGAUGUGCAUUCAGAUUGCGGCAGCAAUUCUGAACGCUCUGAGACAAUGUUCACCAUCAAUAAUGGUGGAGGGGUUGGCACCAGUAGCAGCAGGGGUAGAGAGAGGGCAGGGAACAGCAGGACUGAUUGGCGGUCUCAAAGAGAGAUGGGCCUGAUGAAUGCGAUUGGUCUCCAGCCACGACACCCGGCCCCCACUGUUACAUCACAGGGGACGCAGACACUACAGCUACAGAACACAGAGACGCAAACGGACUAUGACCUAGAGGAUGAACCCCAGCAGCCCAGCACUUCUCAGGGGUCACAGGUCACUGAUGCCACAGACUCCCUGGAUUUAGAUACUCUGCCAGAGGAUUCUGGGUCUGAGGUGGUACCAGAGACACCACCCCACAGUCGACCUCAGGAAGAUGAAGGGUCAGAUCCCACUGAACACAGCACAGACAGCACAGGUCAGGCUGAGUAUGUUUCUCAUAUCCGAAGGUUAAUGGCCGAGGGAGGGAUGACUGCAGUCGUCCAGCGGGAGCAGAGCACUACAAUGGCUUCCAUGGGCAGCUUUGGCAACAACAUUAUUGUCAGUCACCGUAUCCACCGUGGCUCCCAAACAGGAGUGGAUGUGCAGAGCCGUACCCAUUCGUGUCCUGCCCCUGGGCCCUCUAGUACCCCUGUGUCUUUGGCAGAAGCUGCAGGUUUCUGCUCCCGUGUCCUUUCCAACACACUGGGACUUCAUACCAAUACAGCUCAGGGAUCUUCUGCAGAGGAGAGACUUCACUCUUCCCUCCUUUUACAGGACUUUUCUCCUCUUUUCUCAUCAGCUGGAGAUGCAAAUGGACCACCUGCUUCCAUGGAAACAGACAGUGUCUUGGAGGGGGAGGAGCUCCAAGACCUUGCAUCCCUCUCACCAUCUUUACUGUCUUCCUCACCCUCUCUUUCUCCAGUGAAUAACAAUAACUACAGCAGCAGUGAUAGUAGUUAUCAUGGAGAUGAGUAUGGGCGGUAACAGGGGCGGAGUCAAACCUCAUUAUAGUCUAGAAUAGAGUCUGUCACAUAAUAGAAAAGUACAGAAUUAUUUGCACUUGACCCUUGCGUUCACCUCUCUUUUCGCUAUCAGCGUUCAAACUGUGCAUCUGCUUUGACUUACGAAAAAGAAAUAGGAUGAGAAAAAGUGUCUUGGAAAGGGUUGCAGAAGUGUUUCCUGUUCAGUAGCUCAAAACAGCCAUUCCAUGUUCAACCUGAAUCACUCAAAAGGCCCUGUGUGUACACUGUAGCAUUACUAUUUUGCCUGUGUGUGCAUUGUUUUUUUUUAUUUUGUUUUUUAUGUGGAUGGCAGAGAGACAGCAGGUAAAAGUUUGCAGCUCUCUAAAGCAGAGAUUACUAAACUGCCAAAGUUGGGAUAGCAAAAUAGAGGAACCUUAGUUAAACUGGUCACUUUUUUGUUUAUUUGUAGAUAAAGGUGAUGUUUUGCUCCUCCAGUUUCUCUUUUGAAUGUUAUUUCAAACUUUCAGAUGCUAUUGGAAUCUGCUGCUCUGACCAGAGAAGUAAAUCUGUCUCAGAAAGGCCUGUUGGAGUCUAGGUUACAUUCACAACUGUUUGCCCAAGACUAAAAAACAGAAAGAUGGCUUUGUUUGUUCCCCUACCUGUAAACAGUAAGUGGUCCUCGGAAGUGCCAGAACACAAUAUGAGAAACCUCACACUCAGAUACUUGAGCUCAGCAGGGAAUACAGCAAAGUCUGACUGACGUGUGUACUGUAUGUGCACAUGUGGACGUGAGAGAGACACUAACCCAGUUCUGUCAGGGACUGUAGAUUUUAAAAGCCUAUUGAAAGUUAAGCAGACACCUGACAACAUUUGUGUUGCAUUCUAUUGCUUUUAUUUCUUUUGUAGUGCUCUGGUUCAGAUCUGCUCUCUCAUUAAACUGUUCUGAGGGGGUGUGUGUUCGGAGAGUCCAUGGCCUUUUGAAUUUCAGAAUUUAAGGCACAUUGUGGCUAAAGUAGUUGUAGUUAUUGACAGGCUGUCCACACACCAAAUUCUAAAUGGAUAAAGACUAAAGAUUAAAAUAUCUGAUCUGUUUAAGUGUACUUUUAUGUGGAUGUGUGAUCUUAAGAAGGGGCUUCAUAGUAGGAUGUUGGCAAAUGGUCUCAUGGAUAUCUGUGUGAAUGUUUUUGUGAGAUUUUAUUCUGUAUUUGCAGCUUAAUUAAUUAUUUUCUGUAAUAACAUGGAGAGGCUCUCCUAGCCUUUUGUUUUCUUUUUGAAAACCACUUUAUCCUGUAAGUGAAUGUCUGGCAGUGUCCUGAAUCAAUAGAGCAUGACACUCCUCUUUGGUAAACAGUUUAACCUUUGCUUUUAGAAGUCAGCUCACUGGCCUCUCCUUUACAGUUAAAAAAAAAAAAAAAGGUUACAUUUUAGUACUCUUUCUGCACUUGGUGUGUGGAGGACUGAAAGAAAUUGCAGCAACUGUUUUUGUCAUGUGCACUCUUCUGAUGGUUUAUGUACUUAAAGCUACACUAUGUAACUUUUUUGUUUUUUUUUUGUUAAAAAAUAAAUUGUUACUAAUGAGAGAGUGCAACAAAAUCCAUCUUCCAAACCAUGUCUUUACCCAAAUACACUUUGAUAAACCUAGAAUAAUGAUUUAUAUUUUAGAGCUGUCGGGACGGAUUUCACGGGAAAUUGCAUAUAUACAGCACAUCAUUCGCCCAUGUGUUUACGUCGUAUCCGUACACAAAGAAAAUAAGCUCCAGCUACUGUAGAGCGUGUAUGGUAUGGGAGUAGCGUGAACCUGAAAGUUUGUUGUCACAACGAACGAGAAAAAUUGACCAUGGAUCAUUCAAAACAGCAAGCCUCCGGGAAUAACACCUGUUGUAAAAACAAAGAAACCCCGAACAGAGAAGAGUCUACAAACAAAAAGGGAAAGCGACAGAGUCCGUAAUAAAACCCGAAUCAACAUCGGCUUGGCUUUUCAGAGGUGGCGACAACUGAAAGGAUUUAAAAGCAACGCAGAGAUGGCUUUUUUCUUACUCAACAGAUAAUGUAUAGUUGUGUAACACUGUGUAACAAAUUUUCUAUUUUGUUUUUUCUGGGUAGUAAGUGUUAUUUCCUAAUUGCUUAUGCCUCAAAAGUACAGA